AUGGCAGAAUCCCACCUGCAAUCAUCUCUGAUCACAGCCUCACAGUUUUUUGAGAUCUGGCUUCAUUUCGACGCUGACGGAAGUGGUUACCUGGAAGGAAAGGAGCUUCAGAACUUGAUUCAGGAGCUCCAGCAGGCGCGGAAGAAGGCUGGUUUGGAGUUAUCACCUGAGAUGAAAACUUUUGUGGAUCAGUAUGGACAAAGAGAUGAUGGAAAAAUAGGAAUUGUAGAGUUGGCUCAUGUGUUACCCACGGAAGAGAACUUCCUGCUGCUUUUCCGAUGCCAGCAGCUAAAGUCCUGUGAGGAAUUCAUGAAGACAUGGAGAAAAUAUGAUACUGAUCACAGUGGCUUC
This is a messenger RNA of Budorcas taxicolor (takin), 351 nucleotides long. Its product is annotated as calbindin-like. Gene Ontology annotation, cellular component: dendrite; cytosol; nucleus. The transcript has 5 exons. Gene Ontology annotation, biological process: regulation of long-term synaptic potentiation; regulation of presynaptic cytosolic calcium ion concentration. Gene Ontology annotation, molecular function: calcium ion binding. The record is from RefSeq and is a predicted model, not a curated record. NCBI's taxonomy places the organism in Eukaryota, Metazoa, Chordata, Mammalia, Artiodactyla, Bovidae. The annotation marks the transcript as partial.